Molecule: messenger RNA, 297 nt
Organism: Symbiodinium sp. CCMP2456
Lineage: Eukaryota; Dinophyceae; Suessiales; Symbiodiniaceae
Source: the annotation of a GenBank genome assembly
GAUGCAACGUGGAUGAAGCCGAAGGUCGAGCCGGAGGAGCCUGCGGAAGAGAGGACCGUGCCUGACCAGGAGGCACCUACCGAGCAGCCCGCCGAAGAGCCCACGGAAGAGACAUCCGGACAUGCGAAUGGCGUGCAGGAAGAGCAGACAUGGGAAGAGGGUGCUUGGCACACAAAUGGCGCGCAGCCGGAGCAGACGUGGGAAGAGGGCACAUGGCAUGCGAACGGCGAUCCAUCUGAUGAGCCGGAGGUGCGGACAGAGCAGACAUGGCAAGAGGGCACAUGGUCUGAGAAUAAA